AAAAUCUCAAGAUCUUGAUCAGCCUGACUUAGAUUACAACUAUUUCAUGCAGCUGAUGAGGCCUGGCAGCAGUGAAGUGCUCCUGCUGACGCCGACGCAGCUCGACGAGGCGGCCGAGCUGCGGUGGUUCCAGUCCUGCCUGCGGUGGAUGUGCAUGGACCACCAGCCGUCAGCCGGCUGGCAUGCCGCCAUCUCCUGGCUCCUCUUUGCCAUUUUGGCUCUCGCCGUCCCUGCCUUCUCGCACUUCGCCCUCUCCUUCGACCCCGACCGCCGCCCCUACGACGCUGUAGUCCAGAUCGCGCUCUCCGCGGCCUCCGCCAUCUCUUUUGUCUGCCUGUCUGCCGUCAUCCACUGCGUCGGCCUCCGUCGCCUCCUCUUCCUCCACAAGCUCCGCCACGAGAGCGACCGCGUCCACGCCGGCUACACCGCGCAGCUCAACCGCUCGUUCCGCCUCCUCGCCUGCUUCGUCAUGCCAUGCUUUGCCGCCGAGGCUGCCUACAAGGUGUGGUGGUACUGCGCCGGCGCCAGGCAGAUACCCUUUAUGGGGAACGCGGUGCUGAGCGACGUGGUGGCAUGCGCAAUGGAGCUGGCGUCGUGGGUCUACCGCACGGCCAUCUUCCUGCUGACGUGCGUGCUCUUCCGGCUGAUCUGCUACCUGCAGCGGCUGCGGCUGCACGACUUCGCGGCAGUGCACUUCGUGGAGCACGUGGAGGCGGAGGCGGUGCUGCGGGAGCACCUCGACAUCCGGCGGCAGCUGAAGAUCAUCAGCCACCGCUUCCGCGGCUUCAUCGUCGCCUGCCUCCUCACCGUCACCGCCAGCCAGUUCGCCUCUGUGCUGCUCAUCACCCGCAAGCAGUCGCAGGACAACCUCUUCAACACCGGAGAGCUCGCCAUAUGUUCGAUCGUGCUCGUGACGGGAUUCCUCACAUGCCUGCACAGCGCAGCCAAGAUCACGCACCAUGCGCAGGCGCUGACGAGCCACGCCACCAAGUGGCACGCCUGCUGCACCAUCGACUCCUUCGAAGAAGUCGAACCCAACGGAUCAUUCGUCCGAGUUAUACCUGCUGCUAACCCUAGCUCCCUACUUCCGGAGUACACCAUAAAUGAGGAUGAGUCUCCUGAGGACACCGCAGACGAUGACGAUGACGAUGACGAUGACGAUUUGCUGGAGGACACGAAACUCGUGCACCCACACGCGCACACCAUUUCCUUCCAGAAAAGACAAGCGCUGGUGACAUAUUUGGAGAGCAACAAAGCAGGGAUAACGGUGUACGGGUACACGCUGGACAGGACGUGGCUCAACGCCAUUUUCAUGGUUGAGUGGACGCUCUUCCUCUGGCUCUUAGGCAAAACCAUUGGGGUCUCCUAAAGCUUAAUUAAAUACGAUGGAUUUUAUUCUUAAUCUCCUUUCUUCUUUUUCUCUUUCGCGUGUGCAGAUUCGUUUGUAUUAUUAUUCUCGUGCAUAUAACCUCGUAGAAAUUAAGAGCCAAAUUUCCCUGCUCUUAUUAUUUUCCAAGUCCCCUCCUCUUCAUGAUGGCUUGCCUCAGUGUGGCGUUAAUAAUGCUGUAAUUAACUUCAUCGAUCAAGACCCGGUUUGUGUGUGCGUGCAUGUGUGUGUGAUCUCCAAAUUAUUAGGUAACAGCCAGUUACCUAAUUUUUGAAAUUUGUAUAUAACCUAUAUUAUGGAAA
Messenger RNA from Ananas comosus (pineapple), 1689 nucleotides. RefSeq lists its product as uncharacterized. The record is from RefSeq and is a predicted model, not a curated record. Bases 47 to 1369 code for a protein of 440 amino acids. NCBI's taxonomy places the organism in Eukaryota, Viridiplantae, Streptophyta, Magnoliopsida, Poales, Bromeliaceae. The transcript has 4 exons.